UAGGAAUGGUAGGGCUGGUGUUAGAGUGUGUUGGGAACGAAGCCGGGGUUUUGGUACGGAGGGUGAGGGUCGAGGAAGAGCGGCAGCUGCAGCCGCCAGUCACAGGUGGCCAAACUCGUGGGAACAGAAAUUUUCUCAUGAACCACGAUACAUGGGUAUGUCUAUAAAAGGAGGGAACGUUGUAUGUUGCAAGAGCAUUUUCAUUCAGACACUCAACCAGAGCGGUUCGUAACAGAACGCACCCAGCACACAAGUUGUAUCUUACGUUCUCUCGAACAGUCUUGAGCUGCAAGUCUCAGUGGACAGUUGACUAUUAGGGAGUGCUGUGAAGAAGUGUUAAGUGUUUUUGCACAGAAGUAGAACAAAGUAAUUGAAGGGAUGAAGUUCGAAAUGCCCUUUGUUGCUAAUGGACCGAAUAGUGAGGAGUACCAGACAGUGAUUGUGAAGCAGGGACCUUCACCACCGCCUCAACCAGAACCAGUGUCCCGCACCUAUCAAUACCGGAAGGUGAUGAAGCCGAUGCUGGAACGCAAACGACGUGCCAGGAUCAAUCGGUGCCUGGAUGAAUUGAAGGAGUUGAUGGUAACGGCCCUUCAGUCUGAAGGUGAAAAUGUGUCGAAACUGGAGAAGGCUGAUAUUCUCGAACUCACAGUGAGGCACUUGCAUAAACUCCGUCGGCAACAGAGACUCUGUGCCAAUCCCGUCAUUGACUCUGACCGUUUCCGGGCGGGAUUCACCCAUGCUGCCAAUGAGGUAUCACGCUGCCUAGCUUCAACUCCUGGGGUAGAUAUUACCCUAGGUACGAAACUAAUGACCCAUUUGGGACAUCGCCUCAACGAACUGGACAAAAUCCAACCGUUGUCCAUCCAUGUGAGUCAGCAACCCUAUACCCCACCUUCCUCACCAUCAACAUCGAUCUGCAGCAGUGAGGCUGGACCUCACUACACCAUGCCACUCACCCCGGCAUCAUCACGAUCCUGCCGAUCUCCGUCUCCGCGAUCUGAGACUCUGACUGCGGCCAACACGGCAGGGCUCCUACGGGUUGUACCGGCUCUCCAAGCUACAGCCGGUGGGGUCUGGAGACCUUGGUGAACCCAACCGACCCCAAAAAAAACCCAAACCCCAGUGAUUGCGCUGAUCCUCAAACGUGCAAAGAGUAUCAAUUCCAAAAGAUUGAUCCACCGAUCUCUGUUUUUUUUUUUUAAUAUUUCUUGUUUUCUAUCACCGUAAGAUAUUUAAUUAGUAGGUAGGAUCAUGUGAACUCAACAAUCUCGUGAAAUAUCUCACUCCAGUGCAGUAUUGGCUGGACCAUUAGUGUUUUUCCUUUAUUGCAAAGUUUGUUUUCUUUAUUAGUUAUUCAAAAUUUUUUGAGCAGAGUACAAAUUAAUUUUUUAUGUAAAAAAAAAACCUUAAAAUUCUUGCAUUUAAUUGAUGAGAUUGUUAGAGUAGCUUUUUUUUGAAGGUAUCUCAAUGAUUUUGGACUUUGACUAAAAAACAAAUUGUAACAUUGCCUUGUGGCAAAUGGCAAGAUAAAUAAGCUUUAAUUAGAAUGUAAGUUUUGUGAUAUCAAAAGAAUGAAAUUAAGAGAAAAAAAGAGAAAAUUCAAACAUAAA
Messenger RNA from Phlebotomus papatasi, 1613 nucleotides. RefSeq names its product enhancer of split m7 protein-like. The coding region runs from base 379 to 1092 and encodes 237 amino acids. The record is from RefSeq and is a predicted model, not a curated record. Gene Ontology annotation, biological process: regulation of neurogenesis; anterior/posterior pattern specification; regulation of transcription by RNA polymerase II. Gene Ontology annotation, molecular function: DNA-binding transcription factor activity, RNA polymerase II-specific; RNA polymerase II cis-regulatory region sequence-specific DNA binding; protein dimerization activity. The transcript has a single exon. Gene Ontology annotation, cellular component: nucleus. Lineage: Eukaryota; Metazoa; Arthropoda; Insecta; Diptera; Psychodidae.